Symbiodinium natans is the source of this 918-nucleotide messenger RNA. The record is from the annotation of a GenBank genome assembly. Lineage: Eukaryota; Dinophyceae; Suessiales; Symbiodiniaceae.
AUGUCGCGGGUCGUGGAGGACGCGCAGCUCGAGUCGUUUUUUCAGCGAUGCAUCGAGACCAUGUCCUCCGAGCCGACGCGGAGAGAGCUGGCAAACGCCGACUCGGGGAGGCCUGGCAAGCAUCUGGCAGAGCUCCAGGCGAAGAUUUGGGAGGAGCUCGGGGUCCCGCUGGCGGAUGGCCGUGCUGCAGUGGCGCGGAUCCCGGCCCCUGGGCAGGCGGCCAGUGCCGAGGCGGCAUCUUUGCCGGAGUUGAAGCAGGCUUACGCCACCGCCAUGGAUGCUGCAUACCUGCAGUGUCUUGAAGACAGGCGGCCAGAUGUCCUUCUGAAGGAAGGAAAAAUGUCACGGAACACCGUGCUGGAGUUCUUGGAGGCUUGCAACGUGAAGAUGGACACUGCAGAGGUACGAGGCAAGCUCCGACAGAAGAUCGAAGAAACCGGGGCUCUACCAGAAACGGUGGCGAACGAGGUUCAUGACGAGAUCAUGGAGCUUCUGGGCUUCGAGCGGGCGUACGGGCACACGUGCUUUGCCGAGUUUGGCACUUCGCAGGAGUUUGCCCACGACAAGGAUGUGGCCACGGCCUAUGCAAGAUGGCGUGGUCAUUCUAGUGAGAUCAUGUUCAGGCUGCUUUACGAUCACUGGCAGGCUGGUGGCGUCCUUCACGUUGACGCAACCGUGAAGCACCAGAUGAUGAAGCACGGGGCGAAGGUGCAGUUGAACCACAUGUCCACUGAUGAGCGCCGGAAGCUGCUGGAGACAAGCAUCGACAAGGUCAAUGUCUUCCACAAGCUUCCACACGACGGCCGACAGCGCUACUUAGAGCGGCUCGAUGACCAGGAGAUGCUGGAGUUCACGAAAGCUGAGAUACUGGUCGCCACCUUGGUGCAAAGUCGCCAGCACUUGCAGAGGACGGAGUGA